AUGUGGGCUUCGAUCAGAGUGUUGGUGUUAAUGGUGGUGGUGGCGGCUUUUGCAGAGCUGGGUAUUGCGGCGGACGCUUCCUCGACGACAUCGACUUCGGCAUACACGGAGGCCCUUUCACAGUUGCCGACUUGCGCUUUGAAAUGUCUUAUUGCGGCGGUCGGCGAAUCAUCAUGUUCAGCAACAGACGUAGCAUGCCAAUGUACAGACGCAGAGUUCGUCUCAACCGCCGAGUUGUGCGUCAUGAUGUCAUGUACCAUUGAGGAAUCGCUCGUUGCCAAGAACACCACGCAGACCAUGUGCGGUGCGCCUAUUCGCGACAAGUCGACAGAGUACACGGUGGUGACCACGGUGCUCAUGUCCCUGGCCUGCAUCUUUGUGCUCGUGCGCCUGGGGUAUCGCCAGUUCUUCACGGCGACCGACCUCGGCCUCGACGACUGGUUCAUCCUCCUGACGCUGCUCAACUGCGUGCCCUCGGCCGUCAUCAACGUGUCCAUGCUGUCCAACUAUGGCCUCGGCAAGGAUAUCUGGACGCUGACCCCCGACGAGAUCACCAGUUUUGCCCGCGGCUUCUUCAUUAUUACUCUGCUGUACUUUUCCGAGGUUUUUGUACUGAAAUUGUCCAUGUUGUUUUUCUAUCUGCGAAUCUUUCCCAGCAGAAGCGUCCGGCGUGUCGUCCUCGGCGCCGUGGCCUUUGACAUUCUCUUUGGCGUCGCCUUCAUUAUCACGGCGCUGCUGCAGUGUCGCCCAAUCAGCUACAACUGGACCAACUGGCGUGGAGAGGGCGGCGGCCAGUGUAUCGACAUCAGUGCCGUGGCCUGGGCCAACGCUGCCGUGAGCAUUGCCCUGGAUUUGUUCAUGUUGGGCAUACCCCUUUCGCAGCUGCGUCAACUCAACCUCCACUGGAAGAAGAAGGUUGGCGUCGCCCUGAUGUUUUGCGUUGGAACUUUCGUCACGAUUGUCAGCAUCAUCCGUCUGGCCUCGCUCGUCGAGUUCCGUGAGUCGACAAACCUGACCUGGGACUACUUUGGCGUGGCCUUGUGGUCGACGGUCGAAAUCACCGUGGGCAUCAUCUGCGCGUGCAUGCCGGCGAUCCGGCUGAUCCUGGUGCGCAUCGCCCCCAAGGUCUUUGACGUGACCCUGGUGCGGCGGUCCAAGUACUACUACGGCAACCGCAAGUCCAAGAACAUUACGGCGUCGCAGGCGGCGCGGUGGAGGGCCAGCACGGCCUGGGACCCCAAGCUGUCCCAGCCCAGCACCGACGCCUCCAAGUCGGCCGCCUCGCGCAACUCGUGGAUGCCGCCCAGCGUGCGCCACAGCUGGCGCGUCAGCCGCGGCGACCGCAUCAUGGCCGACGGCAUCCUCUUCUCCCGCGUGGCGCCGCCGCAGGAGCAGCACCUCGACGAGGUUGACGAGGACGACCAGAACCGUCUGGUGGCUUUGGAGGCUAUUGGGCCCACCAAGCCGCAUUCCGUGGUCCUCAUCUCUGGAGGUGUCCGGUCGCCGAUUCACAGCUCGCGUGGCCACUCGCCCGACCUAGACGGACCCGCGCAUGCGCUGUAA
Molecule: messenger RNA, 1563 nt
Organism: Pestalotiopsis fici W106-1
Lineage: Eukaryota; Fungi; Ascomycota; Sordariomycetes; Amphisphaeriales; Sporocadaceae
Exons: 5
Coding region: 1-1563 (520 amino acids)
Source: RefSeq, a predicted model, not a curated record